CCUUCGUACUCGUCAAACCACCGCCCACCACCACCGCCCGACCGCAAAAUGAAGACUGGAAGUCUCAUCGCUGCUGCUACAACGACCCUCGCUGCCUUCACCGCUCCCGCUCAAGUUGCUGCAGCUGAAUGCUCCACGCUUUCUCUAGUCGUGACGUUUCUUCCGCUGUUGACCAACGCGAACACGUGUGCUUCUAACACGGGCUAUUCGCUCUACCCAUUUACCGGACUGCCUACGGCUGACGAGCUCACGCUCAUCUGCGCUGACACUACGUGUACCAAGCUGCUGGCGGAGGCUUCCGCACUGGACUUGCCGGAUUGUACGGUGACCUACGACGGCGUCUCAUACAACGUCAAGGACGAGCUCACGCUCUACGCGACCGCUUGCGGCGUGGCGCGGAAGUAA
Molecule: messenger RNA, 405 nt
Organism: Phytophthora nicotianae INRA-310
Lineage: Eukaryota; Oomycota; Peronosporomycetes; Peronosporales; Peronosporaceae
Exons: 1
Coding region: 49-405 (118 amino acids)
Cellular component (GO): extracellular region
Source: RefSeq, a predicted model, not a curated record